CGAACAAGAACGACUCCAGAGCAACUCGCCGUCUUGGAGAAGUCAUUUAGCAUGAACCCAUCACCCAACAGUCGAGUGCGAGAGCAGCUGUCUCACCAAUUGGGUAUGCCUGAACGUUCAAUUCAGAUUUGGUUUCAGAAUCGCCGUGCCAAAAUGAAA
This is a messenger RNA of Rhizopus microsporus ATCC 52813, 159 nucleotides long. Its product is annotated as homeobox. Gene Ontology annotation, biological process: cell differentiation; regulation of transcription by RNA polymerase II. The record is from RefSeq and is a predicted model, not a curated record. The transcript has a single exon. NCBI's taxonomy places the organism in Eukaryota, Fungi, Mucoromycota, Mucoromycetes, Mucorales, Rhizopodaceae. The annotation marks the transcript as partial. Gene Ontology annotation, molecular function: DNA-binding transcription factor activity, RNA polymerase II-specific; RNA polymerase II cis-regulatory region sequence-specific DNA binding.